GGUGGCGGAAACAGGAAAGGGAAGAGUAAGAAAUGGCGCCAGAUGCUGCAGUUCCCCCACAUCAGCCUCUGCGAGGACCUUCGACAAACCCUUGAGCGGGACUACCACAGCCUUUGUGAGAAGCAGCCCAUUGGGCACGUGCUUUUUCGGCAGUUCUGCGAGACACGGCCUGAGCUGUUGCGCUGCGUCAAGUUCCUGGAUGCCGUGGCAGGGUACGAAGUGGCUCCAGAUGAGAAGCGGAAGGAAUGUGGGCAGCACCUGAUUGAAAAGUACUUGAAGCCAAACAGUGAGGACCAUGUGCCUGAAGUUCCCUCACAGCUGGUGGAUGCCUGUUGUGAGAGGCUGGAGCAGGAACCUUCCAAGGAGCUCUUCAAGGAAUCCACUAAGCUUAUCCACGACUACCUGAGUGUGGCUCCCUUUGCUGACUACCUCGACAGCUUGUAUUUCAGUCGCUUCCUGCAGUGGAAAUGGCUGGAACGGCAGCCAGUGACCAAAAACACUUUCCGGCAGUACCGUGUGCUGGGCAAGGGCGGUUUUGGGGAGGUUUGUGCCUGCCAAGUGCGUGCCACGGGGAAGAUGUAUGCCUGCAAGAAGCUGGAGAAGAAACGGAUCAAAAAGCGGAAAGGAGAGGCCAUGGCCCUGAAUGAGAAACAGAUCCUGGAAAAAGUGAACAGUAGGUUUGUAGUGAGCUUAGCCUAUGCAUAUGAAACUAAAGAUGCUCUCUGCCUAGUGCUGACCCUCAUGAAUGGAGGGGACCUCAAGUUCCAUAUCUACCACAUGGGAGAGGCUGGCUUCGAGGAGCCCCGGGCAGCUUUCUAUGCUGCUGAGAUCUGCUGUGGCCUCGAGGAUUUGCACCAGGAGAGGAUAGUGUACAGGGACCUGAAGCCAGAGAACAUACUGCUGGAUGACCACGGUCACAUCCGUAUUUCAGACCUGGGGCUAGCUGUGCAUGUGCCAGAGGGCCAAACAAUCAAGGGCCGGGUGGGGACAGUUGGCUACAUGGCUCCAGAGGUGGUGAAGAAUGAGCGCUACACAUUCAGCCCAGACUGGUGGGCUCUGGGCUGCCUGGUGUACGAGAUGAUCGAGGGACAGUCCCCCUUCCAGCAGCGCAAGAAGAAGAUCAAACGGGAGGAGGUGGAGCGGUUGGUGAAGGAAGUGCAGGAGGAGUACUCGGAGAAGUUCUCGCCCUGUGCCCGCUCCCUCUGCACCAUGCUCCUGUGCAAAGAUCCUCUGGAGCGCCUGGGCUGCCGAGGAGCUGGUGCCAAAGAAGUGAAGGAGCACCCUCUCUUCAAACACCUCAACUUCAAGAGGCUGGAAGCAGGCAUGCUGGACCCCCCCUUCAAGCCAGAUCCUCAGGCCAUCUACUGCAAGGAUGUUCUGGACAUUGAGCAGUUCUCCACGGUGAAAGGGGUGGAACUGGAGCCCACAGACAAUGACUUCUACCAGAAGUUUGCCACAGGAAGUGUGCCCAUUCCUUGGCAGAAUGAGAUGAUCGAGACGGAGUGUUUUAAGGAGCUAAAUGUCUUUAGUACAGAUGGGACAGUGCCUCCAGAUCUGGACUGGAAAGGGCAGCCUUCUCCACAGCCCAAAAAAGGGUUACUCCAGCGCUUAUUCAGCAGACAGGACUGUUGUGGGAACUGCAGCGACAGCGAGGAAGAGCCCACCCGGCUGUAG
This is a messenger RNA of Nestor notabilis (Kea), 1674 nucleotides long. RefSeq names its product G protein-coupled receptor kinase 6 (gene GRK6). Gene Ontology annotation, molecular function: G protein-coupled receptor kinase activity; ATP binding. The transcript has 15 exons. Gene Ontology annotation, biological process: protein phosphorylation; signal transduction; regulation of signal transduction. The record is from RefSeq and is a predicted model, not a curated record. Gene Ontology annotation, cellular component: plasma membrane; cytoplasm. The coding region runs from base 43 to 1674 and encodes 543 amino acids. Lineage: Eukaryota; Metazoa; Chordata; Aves; Psittaciformes; Psittacidae.